ACGAUUCUUCUUGCUUCCGAAUUGGAUCUUUCACGCCCUCGAGUGGACUCUCCCGAAGGUGUUUCCGGAUCAGAAGGUCGACGAGUCCAUGAAACUCGUUACAAAGUUCUGCGAUCAGGUCGUCACCGAGGCGGAUCUGGAGAAAGAUCAAACGUACCAGGCUCGUUUAUUGCGAGCUGGCAUCAGCAAAGAAGAAGCUGCUGUUCAGUGUAUGGAUUUGAUGUUUGCCGGCACAGACAGCACCGGCAUGAAUUUUGGUGCUAUUUGCUGGCAUUUGGCACAGUCGCCUUCGAUUUAUCAGAAGCUCAAAGACGAGCUUGCAUCGCCAGAGGCAUCGCAAGCCGACCCGCAAACUCUUCCCUACUUACGUGGCGUGGUACGCGAGGGUCUCCGAAUGUCCAUGGCAAACCCGACUCGUCUUCCCCGCGUUGUGCCGCCCAACGGAUUUUCAUUCACGACUAAGAUGCCUUCUGGAGAGACUGCGAGCUUUGAGUUCCCAGGCGGAACUUGGAUCGGAUGCGCACCAUUUAGCCUGCAUUUCAACGAGGCUGUCUUCCCAAAUCCGCAUCAUUUCCAGCCAGAACGAUGGCUUGAACCUAGCGAGGAAAUGCUACGCGAUGCCAUCCCGUUUGGACUCGGGCCGCGGCAGUGUAUUGCUCGGAACCUUGCUUCAAGUGAGCUCUUCUGGGCAGUCAGGGCACUCGGUAUAUCUGGGGUGCUGGAUGGGGCUAGAACAACAGGGCUGAUGAAGGAUGGGAUCAUUGUUGAUGAGUGGUUCAACUCAAAGGUUCCUGGGCAUGCUAUUGAGCUGAUAUGGGAUUCGUCGUAG
Molecule: messenger RNA, 829 nt
Organism: Colletotrichum scovillei
Lineage: Eukaryota; Fungi; Ascomycota; Sordariomycetes; Glomerellales; Glomerellaceae
Product: cytochrome P450
Exons: 1
Coding region: 89-829 (246 amino acids)
Molecular function (GO): oxidoreductase activity, acting on paired donors, with incorporation or reduction of molecular oxygen; heme binding; iron ion binding
Source: RefSeq, a predicted model, not a curated record